GCCUAAUAAAUAACAAUCAGCUUUGUUUUUGUUUUUAUAUGCAAAACUGUCAACGUGAAAACGGAGUUCAUGCCAGAUUUCGAGCACUUCCGAUUUUCCAGCUCUAGAAUGAAUCCGGUUUUGGGUGAAAGCGCGUACGCGGUCCAGCAGCAGCCGCAGGAUCCCGGGGCGACUUUAUCAGAUACGGAGCCUGGAUACACGGGCUUUUUCUUUGGUGAUGCUGGACAAGAUUUUUUGGAUUCUGGCUCACUGUCCAGCAGCUUUCCGUAUUUCCAUUCCAGCGGUUCACUGUACCGAGCAUCUCUUCCUCAUCCUCCUCCUCCUCCUCCUGCUGCGGCUCUGCGCAAUGAUCUCGGCUCCAACAUUUGCGUCCUGAAGACUCUGAACCUGCGGUUCCGCUGCUUCUUGGCCAAAGUGCAUGAGCUAGAGCGCCGAAACAAAGCCCUGGAAAACCAGCUUCAGCAGGCCAGGGAGGCCAAUAAUAAUGACAGAGGAUGUGGACAAGGUAAAAGACAUUGCACUGUCCAGUCAGAAACAGACUUUACAGCAAGUUCGAAUGCAAAUGAUUCAACAUGCUCGACCAGGACUUUACUAGGACCAACACUUAAUGGCUCUGGACUCAUGUCCAGAAACAAGAUAUUGGUUGGAAAUCAGGACUCAGCAGGUCUAAUGGACUCAAAUUCCAAUCUUUCUCCAUUAUUCCCCCUAUCUCCAGUUGUUCCUAAGUCCAUCUCCAGUAUCAGACAGAGCUAUGAUGGGACAGAAAGGUUUACUAACUCCACAUCUCAGGUUCAUCCAACCUCAGUUUUGUUUCACAAAUCCACUGGACGGUUGAACAACGGCUGGGAUUUGAGGUUUUCUGGUCCCAGAGUGUCCUGGCCAUAUCAAGACGGGGUUGGGGUUCAAAUCGACACCAUCACACCAGAAAUUCGGGCCCUUAAUAAUGUGCUGGCAAAGGUGAAGCUGGAAAGGGAUGAAUACAAGCAAAGGUGGGAAGAGGAGUAUGCAGUCAGAUUGGACCUACAGGACAAGAUCACAGAGCUAGAAGAGGACCUGUACAUAAGUGAGAUGUGUCAGGAUAAGCUGGCUCUCCGAGUAAAGCAGCUGAAGGCUGAGCUCAUCGUCUUCAAGGGCCUCAUGAGCAAUAACCUCUCAGACUUGGACAGUAAGAUCCAGGAGAAAGCCAGGAAGGUGGAUAUGGACAUCUGUAGAAGGAUUGACAUCACUGCACGCCUGUGUGAUGUCGCACAGCAGCGGAACUGUGAGGACAUGUCUCAGAUCUUCCAGCAGGUGGCUACACCUCCCUCAACACUGACCCGCUGCCACUGCAAACAGGCCUCACAGACUAAUAAACCCAACGGUAGCGACGACUCGGUCAGCAUGUCUGUGAGUGAGGGAUGCAAGAGCAAAGAGCCGGAGCUGUGUGGCUCAUCGACCAAUCCGGUUAAUGAAGAAAUGCAGAGGAUUCUCAACCAACUUAGGCAUGACAAUGAGUUUGAGGAUGACUGUGAUAGUCUGGCUUGGGAAGAAACAGAAGAAACAUUACUGCUCUGGGAGGAUUUCCCAGGAUGCACCUUGGCUGUGGACACUAAUGGGGAGCAGGACGAGUCCAUAGAGAAGGUGAUAAAGGACACAGAGUCUAUGUUCAAGUUUCGUGAGAAGGAAUACCAAGAAACCAUAGACCAGAUAGAGCUGGAGUUGGCCACAGCAAAAUCAGACAUGAACAGGCAUCUGCAUGAGUACAUGGAGAUGUGCAGUAUGAAGAGGGGUCUGGAUGUGCAGAUGGAGAUAUGCAGGAGGCUCAUGACACAGAGUGGAGACAGUAAAUCUCCCCUUCCAGUUCCUGUGACUUUGGAUGACGCAGAGGAAGGAGAGAAGGAGCGGAAUGCUCACCUACCAUGGAGGAAGUUCUAACAGACCUUUGUGUCAGCUAAGCCCUACUUCUAUUGCCAUCUAUACUUCACACCGAGGAUGAGGUGGCACCUUAAAAGACUUAUGAUUUCACAAAACACACUAGUGCCCCCCAGUGGCAAAGAGUAUGACUACAUGAACGAUUUACUCAUAAUUUACUUGAAAAACACAUUAAA
Tachysurus vachellii is the source of this 2087-nucleotide messenger RNA. RefSeq names its product intermediate filament family orphan 1a (gene iffo1a). The transcript is spliced from 9 exons. Bases 70 to 1914 code for a protein of 614 amino acids. Lineage: Eukaryota; Metazoa; Chordata; Actinopteri; Siluriformes; Bagridae. The record is from RefSeq and is a predicted model, not a curated record.